Molecule: messenger RNA, 1152 nt
Organism: Synchytrium microbalum
Lineage: Eukaryota; Fungi; Chytridiomycota; Chytridiomycetes; Synchytriales; Synchytriaceae
Exons: 9
Coding region: 1-1152 (383 amino acids)
Biological process (GO): formaldehyde catabolic process
Cellular component (GO): cytosol
Molecular function (GO): zinc ion binding; S-(hydroxymethyl)glutathione dehydrogenase [NAD(P)+] activity
Source: RefSeq, a predicted model, not a curated record
AUGGCCGCCAAAGACUAUACCUUCCCAUUCAAAUUCAAGGCAGCGGUGCUUCAUGAAGUAAACCAACCCUUGGUGGUAGAAGAGGUGGAAAUCACUGAGCUUAAGCAAGGAGAAUGUUUGGUGAAAGUUGCAGCUGCUGGUAUUUGCCACUCUGACUUGCACAUGAUUAAGGGUGACUGGAGUGUAAAGGGUGUCUUGGAAGUACCAAUGCCCAUCGUUCUUGGUCAUGAAGGUUCAGGAAUUGUCGCCAAGCUUGGCCCAGGUGUAACCACUGUCAAGGAAGGCGACCACUGUGUCUUGCUCUUCCAGCCUAACUGUGGUAAAUGUGAAAUGUGCCAAGUCGGACGCCCAAUGAUGUGUCGCGGUCACUCCAACUCCAAGCCAGGAACUCACAAUGAUGGUACCACCCGAAUGAAGGUCAACGGAAAGGAAGGAUAUGUCAUGUGCGCCCUUGGGUGCUUCGGAGAGUACGCCGUCAUUGCUGAGGAACAAUUGUUGCCAAUCGGCAAGGACGUUCCACUUGACAAGGCAGCUUUAGUAGGCUGCUCAGUGAUGACCGGGGUUGGUGCCGCUUUGAAUACGGCAAAGGUUGAAACUGGUUCAACUGUAGUAGUAGUUGGUUGUGGUGGUGUGGGAUUGAAUAUCAUUUCAGGAGCUCGUCUCGUCAACGCCGGCAUGAUUAUCGGUAUUGACUUGGUCAGUAAAAAGCUCGAAUACGCUACUGAAUUCGGUGCCACCCACGUCAUUGAUGGAUCCAAGAUUGAAAACACUGUUGCUGAAGUGAUGCGUUUGACUGGAGGCCUAGGUGUCGACUACGCCUUUGAUGCCAUUGGACACAAGGCUGUUUUGGAACAGAUCUUCCAAAUGAUUAAGCCUGGAGGUACCUGCGUUGAAGUCGGUGUUGCCCCCAUUAUGCAAGCUGCCUCGAUUUCUCCCUUCAUGUUGGCUUUACAAGAAAAGACCAUCAAGGGUUCGUUAUACGGCUCUGCUCGUCCUCGUGUCGACAUGGUUCGUCUACUCGACCUAUACAAACAAAAACGUCUUAAGUUGGACGAACUAGUUUCAGAAACUUUGAAGCUCAGUGAAAUCAACCACGGCUUCGAUCUUUUGAAGUCAGGAGCUGUUGCUCGUAGUGUCAUCGUAUUCGACUAA